AAAAAUAAAAAAUGAAAUAAAUAAAUCAAUCAACCUCUGUGGGUGUUCCAAUCAUACUCAAAUUUUCCUCCCACCUACCCAUCCACCCACUCACUCCCAGACUCCCCCCAGUAGCUUGCCCUGCCUUUCUACCUGCUCCCUGGCUUGGCCAGGGAUGUAUAUAUGGGCUGCUUCCUCUCUCAGCCAGAGGAUGUGGGGGGCCCCAGCUGCCUGGGGCUGGGAAGCAGGCCAGGUUUAGCUGAGGUUGGCUGGUGAGCAGUGGGGCGGUGCCAGGGAGAACCUGUACAGUGCCAGGUGGUGCCUUGGGUUCCAGGCUGAGCCCAUGACCCUGAUAACCUUCUGCUUGUGCACAUACCUGCCCCUCACUCCACCCCAUCCCCUCUUUGCUAUCGGGGAGGGGGCACAGGCCAGAUAGACCCACAGGACUUUGGCUCCAUCUCUACAAAAGGGCUUUCUGUGAGUCAGCCUGUUCCCCUCCAGGCUUGCUCCUCCCCUGCCCAGCUCCUGUUUCCAAUGCACGUACAGCCCGUACACACCGUGUUCUGGGACACCCCAUAGUCAGCCGCAUGGCUCCCCAGUGUCCCAGCCCCUGGCUCCCUCUGUUGAUCCCAGCCCCUGCCCCGGGCCCCACUGUGCAUCUGCUGCUAUUACUGCUCCUCCUGGUGCCUGCCCAUCCCCAGAGCAUGUCCUGGAUGCAGGGAGCUCCCACCACAGGAGGAGAUUCAUCUGGGGAAGAUGAUCCACUGGAGGAGGACCUGCCCAGUGAAGAGGAUAUACCUGGAGAGGAGGACCAACCUGGAAUGAAGACUGAACCAGGAGAAGAGAAUUCUCUGAACUUAGAGGAUCUUCCUACUACUGAGGCUCCCAGGGAUACUCAAGGACCCCAGAAGAAUGUCCACAGAGAAAAAAAAGGGGAUGACCACAGUCAUUGGCGCUAUGGAGGCGCUCCGCCAUGGCCCCAGGUGUCCCCAGCCUGCGCAGGCCGCUUUCAAUCCCCGGUAGAUAUCCGCCCACAGCUCACCGCGUUUUGCCCCGCCCUGCGACCGCUGGAACUCCUUGGCUAUGAGCUCCCUCCGCAACCAGAACUGCGCCUGCGCAACAAUGGCCACACCGUGCAGCUGAGUCUGCCUCCCGGGCUGGAACUGUCCCUGGGUCCGGGGCAGGAGUACCGGGCCCUGCAGUUGCAUCUGCACUGGGGGUCUGCGGGGCGCCCGGGUUCGGAACAUACAGUUGGCGGUCACCGUUUCCCUGCUGAGAUCCAUGUGGUUCACCUCAGCACUGCAUUUGCCAAAAUUGACGAGGCCUUGGGGCGCCCGAGGGGCUUGGCCGUGUUGGCAGCCUUUCUGCAGGAAGGCCCAGAAGAAAACAGUGCCUAUGAACAGUUGCUGUCACAUUUGGGAGAAAUCGCCGACGAAGACUCAGAGACUUGGGUCCCAGGACUGGACGUAUCUGCACUGUUGCCCUCCGACCUCAGCCGCUACUUCCGAUAUGAGGGGUCUCUCACCACACCCCCCUGUGCCCAGGGCAUCGUCUGGACUGUGUUCAACGAGACAGUAAAGCUGAGUGCUAAGCAGCUCCACACGCUCUCAGACUCCCUGUGGGGACCUGACGACUCUCGGCUACAGCUGAACUUCCGAGCGACACAACCUUUGAAUGGGCGAAUAAUCGAGGCCUCCUUCUCCACUGAGGUGGACAGCAGCCCUAGGGCCGUUGAGCCAGUCCACCUGAAUUCCUGUCUCGCUGCGGGUGACAUCCUGGCCCUGGUUUUUGGCCUCCUCUUUGCUGUUACCAGUGUCGUCCUCCUUGUGCAAAUGAGAAGGCAGCAAAGGUAUUAUAUCCACCCUCUUCCUCAGGUACAGCCCCCACCAACCCAAGUGGAGUCCAGAACAGCUUCACGCAGAUUGCAUGUAAAUGAGCUCAUUCCUGGUGAGAUUUCUGAUUCGAUUUCCCUGUGUAGACACUCAAGUGGAACCAAAGGGGGUGUUAGCUACCACCCAGCAGAGGUCACCGAGACUGUUGCCUAGAGGCCUGCAACUUGGAGAGGGUGCAGAGAAGCCAGCCAGAAGAAUCUGAGGGGGAACUGGACACCCUAUCUUGCCUGUAACACCACUUUCUUUUUAACCUCCAAAGAUUUUUUUUAAAGUAAAUAUUUAUAAUAAAAUACGUGGAAGGCACCCUUGUUCCCCAAA
Messenger RNA from Phacochoerus africanus (Common warthog), 2189 nucleotides. RefSeq names its product carbonic anhydrase 9 (gene CA9). Gene Ontology annotation, molecular function: carbonate dehydratase activity; zinc ion binding. The transcript is spliced from 10 exons. Gene Ontology annotation, cellular component: plasma membrane. The coding region runs from base 567 to 2024 and encodes 485 amino acids. NCBI's taxonomy places the organism in Eukaryota, Metazoa, Chordata, Mammalia, Artiodactyla, Suidae. The record is from RefSeq and is a predicted model, not a curated record.